UAGAUGAGCAUGUCAGGGAGAUUAGUAGGAGGAGUAUAUAAGAAGACACCAGGGCAAAGACCGGACACAAACUGACCAGAGAGACAUUGACCAGAAGCCAACUGUGUGACUCCAAACAAACAGCGUAUAAGAUGGCAGACACAGCCGUUGCAGCCCCCGCCGACAGGAAGGCCCCUCCCAAGUUCAAGCAGAGGACCACUCGUACCUUCAAGAGCAAGGCCCCAAAACCAGGCCAGAAGGGAUUUGGAGACGAAAUCCCCGGCAUGGAGGGUCUUGGCACAGACAUCACUGUGGUUUGCCCAUGGGAAGCCUUCGGGGACAUGGAGCUCAGCGACCUGGCGAAAUAUGGAAUUGUCUAGAGACCCUGACUCAUUUUUACCACAACGAUUUUACCUCCCUGCACAGAUUUUCCUUUGCCCACUCCUCACCUCUCGCCCCAUUUUCCUUCACUUGACCUGAUGAAACAUUGCACAAAACUAUUACCCAAAGCUGAUUCCAAAAUGUGGCAAAUAUUAUUUUGAAAGUUAUAUAUUACAAUUAUUUAUUUAUAUAUGCUUUACUGAGAUGUACAUGAAUGGAGCAACAACUCAAAAUGUCCUCUCCCAUACCUUGCACUUUACUUGUGCAUUUUUGAGAGACAAUUUAAAUCUGUUCAGCAGUAUAUCACCACUAAACCUUUGCUCCUCUCCUGCCUUUUCUACUCCAUUACCUCAUUCUCUUUGAAACUAUUCCUUUUCAAUAUACAGCUGUUUAUGGUUAUAUAUAUAUUUCUAUUUUUAUGAACUAUAAAUGUAAAUUUGUGCACCCUAUCAAUAGGAUAGUGAGUUGAACUGUCAAUAAAUAUUUUUCCCCAAAGAAA
Perca fluviatilis (European perch) is the source of this 859-nucleotide messenger RNA. RefSeq names its product retinal cone rhodopsin-sensitive cGMP 3',5'-cyclic phosphodiesterase subunit gamma-like. NCBI's taxonomy places the organism in Eukaryota, Metazoa, Chordata, Actinopteri, Perciformes, Percidae. Bases 132 to 359 code for a protein of 75 amino acids. Gene Ontology annotation, cellular component: photoreceptor outer segment membrane. The transcript is spliced from 3 exons. The record is from RefSeq and is a predicted model, not a curated record. Gene Ontology annotation, molecular function: cGMP binding; 3',5'-cyclic-nucleotide phosphodiesterase activity. Gene Ontology annotation, biological process: positive regulation of G protein-coupled receptor signaling pathway; positive regulation of epidermal growth factor receptor signaling pathway; visual perception.